AAGAAUUUAAUUGUAUUAUAUUAUAUUGGUAUUGCACAAUUAACCAUUAAAUUUGACUAAGAAUCGGGAUUUCUAACCUAAGCAUAGUUUUUCUAUCUACAUUUUCAAUCCAAGCUACUGUGAAAGUAAUUGAAGAUUUUAUUUACAGAGUAAUUGAUCAAAAUUAAAAAAUCACGACACCAAAGCUGACUACCAAUUUUUUAAGAAAAUUUUUUACCAAUCCAAAUAUAUUAACAAUGUCAGUUGGAGGAAGCGGUGGUCGAGAUUUGGCCCUGUUGAUGUUAAAAUCAUUACCGAGAGUAUGUUUGGGAAACUUACGAGCUAAUCCUGGUACAUUGAAAAAGAAUAAAAGAGGAAGAGGUCAACACGGCGGUGACAAACAUGGUCAUGGAAACAAAGGCUCUGGUCAACGACAAAAUUACAUGAGACUUGGAUAUGAAACAGGAAAUAGACCAUUCUAUCUUAGGUUUGGUUUCGAACCAUACUAUAAAAAUCACCAUUUGAGGCGUCAAUAUCCUCCAUUCAGUUUACAACAACUGCAAAUGCUUAUAGAUACAAACCGAAUUGAUACCUCAAAACCGAUUGAUCUCGCAACUUUGAUAAACACUGGUUUAUUUUCUAUCGAUACAAGGCAGACUCAUGCUGGAUUCCAACUCACUAUUGAUGGUGCUGAUCACUUCAAUUCCAAAGUAAAUAUUGAAGUACAAUGGACAACUGAGCCAGUAAUAGCGGCAAUCGAAAAAAAUGGAGGCACGAUAACUACAGCUUAUUAUGAUAAGAUUAGCUUAGAUUGCUUAGCAGAUACAAAAAAAUUUUUCCAAAGAGGUAGUCCAAUUCCUCGAAGAAUGCUACCACCUAUAGAUUGCUUAGAAUAUUACAGCAGUGCAGCUACUCGAGGUUAUCUAGCUGAUGUACAACAUGUUGCACAUGAAAGACUUGUUUUAUCACAAAAAUAUGGUUACACUUUACCGGAAUUAGAAAAUGAUCCUGAAUUCAACAUACUUGCGAAACGUAAAAAUCCACGGCAGGUAUUUCAUGGUCUAGCACCCGGUUGGGUUGUAAGUUUGAAAGAUAAAGCUAUUUUGAAACCAACAGCUGACUAUCUCAAAGAAUAUUAUACUAAUUAAAUAUAGUUAGUGUUAAAAACUAAUAUCACAGUUGGAAUCGUACAAUAAAUAUCAAUUGUUUUCAAUGUUA
Molecule: messenger RNA, 1197 nt
Organism: Cotesia glomerata
Lineage: Eukaryota; Metazoa; Arthropoda; Insecta; Hymenoptera; Braconidae
Gene: mRpL15
Product: 39S ribosomal protein L15, mitochondrial
Exons: 5
Coding region: 237-1127 (296 amino acids)
Biological process (GO): translation
Cellular component (GO): mitochondrial large ribosomal subunit
Molecular function (GO): structural constituent of ribosome
Source: RefSeq, a predicted model, not a curated record